AUGGCAACCACCGCUAGAAAGGGCUCGAAGCCGAUAUUCAGAACCGCACGCCCGUACACUGAGACAGAAUGGCCAGCUCUUACGUCUGUGCAAAGACGAAACAUUAUGGAUUUGCUGUGCAGCCUACUUCAGCCGUUAGGAGACCACCGCAGAGCUCAUAUCCGGCCCUCCAAAGGCACAAAACGGAAACGCGAAGCUCGCAAAGACGCCCAGUCUGAACAGCCAGCCAACCCACCUCCACCUCACCCUCCAGAAAUCCAGACCCACAUCCUCAUCGGUCUCAACAGCGUAAUUCGCCAUCUGGAGUCCCUAGCAGCGCAAAAUGCACCACCAACCGCACCCUCUCACGGCGAAGAAACUCUCUCACCUCGAGUGAAAGCAUCAGAUGCGGGUGCGCCACGACCUCUCGCCCUUGUACUAAUCCCACACAACCACCCGCCCGCCUCCCUCCCACAUGCAAACAUUCCGACUCUCGUCCACCUAUCCACCAUGGACUCACCGCCGGAAAAGGCAACGCGCCUGCUUGCCGUACCGCCCGGUUGCGAGCCUGUCAUCGCAGAAGCGCUGCACAUCCCGCAUGUAGGCGCGCUGGGGAUUCUAGAAGGAGCACCCGGUGCAGACGCCUUGGUGGCAUAUGUGAGAGAGAAUGUGGAUGUCACGAGGUGUCGAUGGAUCGAUGAGGCGAUGGGGCCGGAGUGGAAGGGCAUUAAGGUCGAUACGCAGCAAGCCUAA
Molecule: messenger RNA, 732 nt
Organism: Didymosphaeria variabile
Lineage: Eukaryota; Fungi; Ascomycota; Dothideomycetes; Pleosporales; Didymosphaeriaceae
Gene: POP3
Product: RNase P and RNase MRP subunit
Exons: 3
Coding region: 1-732 (243 amino acids)
Biological process (GO): rRNA processing; tRNA processing; intronic box C/D snoRNA processing
Cellular component (GO): nucleolar ribonuclease P complex; cytosol; ribonuclease MRP complex
Molecular function (GO): ribonuclease MRP activity
Source: RefSeq, a predicted model, not a curated record